AUGGAAGAAAAGAUGAUUGCCUAUGAAGAAGAAGAGAUGCCUAAGUUAUCAUCAUACCAAUCUCACCACUCUUGCUUUAUCAGAGAUGUCUAUUACAGUUGUGGUUCGUGCGGUUAUGAACUCAACUUGAACUCGAGCAAUCGCAACACAAACACAACAUCUCUCAUUGAUUCAAGUUACGGAAGAUCAAUUAAGAAGAGGAAGAGAUCUCUCAUUUCGUUUUUCUCUGUUGACGAAACUAGAUUCACUCACAUUCAACAAUUCUCAUUCUCAUGGAUUUCGUUUUUCAAUUUCCAACCCACAGUAACAGCAACUAAACUACUCUGUCGAAACUGUGGAAACCACCUAGGUUAUGCUCGCACUUUCCCUCCUCACUCUCGUUCUAACUCAUGGGACGGUAUCUCUGAUUCUAGAAACUUCUACAUCAAACUCAACGCCAUUCAACCUUCCUCAUAA
This is a messenger RNA of Vicia faba (fava bean), 456 nucleotides long. The record is from the annotation of a GenBank genome assembly. Lineage: Eukaryota; Viridiplantae; Streptophyta; Magnoliopsida; Fabales; Fabaceae.